Cotesia glomerata is the source of this 1021-nucleotide messenger RNA. Its product is annotated as transcription initiation factor TFIID subunit 11-like. The coding region runs from base 55 to 918 and encodes 287 amino acids. The transcript is spliced from 2 exons. Lineage: Eukaryota; Metazoa; Arthropoda; Insecta; Hymenoptera; Braconidae. The record is from RefSeq and is a predicted model, not a curated record.
UUGCGUCCUGAUUCUGACAUUUACAUAAAUGAAGUGGAUUUAAAUUAUAUCAAAAUGAAAUUUCGUAAAGAUCCUCCUGAAAUGGCGCGUCGACUUCUUAAAUCGAUAAUUGGGGAAGACAGAUUAUCAACUAUGAGCCGAACUGGUGGAAAUGGGUGGCAGCCAUUACCCUUAGAUGUUAGCCAGACAGUUUACGAGUAUGUUCGUGCAAAUUCAAAACCGACCUUAAAUCUUGAUAAGUUUGAACGAGCUGUAACACAAAUGUUUACGUCAAUCCGGCGAUCCAACAACGUGCCUUCAAAAUCUGUACGAAAUUCAGAACGUUCAAAGAAGUCAUCAAGCUCAACAUCUCAGAAGCUCUCACAGAUCCAGACUCCAAAAUCACCUCAACACCGCUCGCAGAUCCUGACUCCAAAGUCAUCUCAAAGUCAACUGGAGACCCUGACUCCUAAGUCAUCUAAUCACCGCUCACCCAUCCUGACUCCAAAGUCACCUGAACGUCAACGCCAGACCCUGACUCCGAAGUCACCUCAUCACCGCUCGCAGAUUCUGACUCCAAAGCCACCUGAACGUGAACGUCAGGCUCGGACUCCGAAAUCACCUCAUCACCGCUCGCAGAUUCUGACUCCAAAGUCACCUGAACGGCAACGUCAGACCCUGACUCCGAAGUCAUCUCAUCGCCGCUCGUACAUGGUGACUCGAAAACCACCCCAUGGUUCCAAGCCGUCACUGCCUUCCUCCAGUCAGUCUCCGUACAAUUCUUCUGGGCGUUCGCACCAUCGAUCAAAACAUCAUUCUCCUAAUGACCGACAGCUUUAUCAUCGCUCCAGAAAAUCGUCUCAUCAUCGUUGGUCACGUGACCGAUCAAGAAGUCGUUCAGAAUAUUCUCGACGUAGUGAAAGCCACCGUAAACGUUAGGGAGUUUCGAGACCAAAAUAAGGGUCUUCAAAAAAGUUUGAAAUUUUAUGUAUCGAUUAAUGAGCACUUAAUACAUUUUCAGUAAAAAUUUUAAAUCAUUCGU